This is a messenger RNA of Ornithodoros turicata, 2151 nucleotides long. It is a transcript of the gene sm, whose product is annotated as heterogeneous nuclear ribonucleoprotein L-like. The record is from RefSeq and is a predicted model, not a curated record. Gene Ontology annotation, cellular component: nucleus. Gene Ontology annotation, biological process: mRNA processing; regulation of RNA splicing. The coding region runs from base 93 to 1553 and encodes 486 amino acids. Lineage: Eukaryota; Metazoa; Arthropoda; Arachnida; Ixodida; Argasidae. The transcript has 16 exons. Gene Ontology annotation, molecular function: mRNA binding.
GUUCUAUCUGCGCGCUCCGUGUUGUUUGGUGGCCAUUACCUUUUGGUAGGUCUUCGUUGCUCGUCUGUUGUUUGUGGAUUAACGCGUUUGGGAUGAUGGCAGAGAUCGCCAACUACGACGGCCACGCGGCUAAACGACAAAGAACCGACGAAGGCAGAGAGCGUGGAUAUGGCAACAACCAGCAGAGUUACAAGUUCUACAACAACCAGCGUGGUGGCAGAGGGCCAGAAGAAGAGAAUCCUAAUCACAUUCUUCUGAUGACAAUCCUGAAUCCUGCAUAUCCAAUCACAGUGGAUGUCAUCCACACCAUCAGUUCGCCCAGUGGGAAGGUGUUGAGGAUAGUGAUCUUCAAGAAGAACGGUGUUCAGGCCAUGGUCGAAUUCGACAGCGUAGAUUCUGCGACGAGAGCCAAGCAGUCGCUGCACGGAGCGGACAUCUAUUCCGGCUGUUGCACGCUCAAGAUUGAAUACGCCAAGCCGACGAGAUUAAACGUGUACAAGAAUGACAGCGAGAGCUUUGACUACACCAACCCAAACCUUGCGGCUGAUCCUUCGUUGUCACGCAGUCCUGCGAGAAAAGCUACACCCUUGAUUGGAAAGAGCAACAGUGAACGCCCCGCUUUGCUCGGUGAGCCCCGUGGAUUUCCACCCUUCAGUGCUGCAGGAGAUGGCAGGGGUCCCGGUUCCGGAGGUCCCGGUUUCGGUAUGGAUCGCAACAACUUCGGCUACGGAGGCAGAGGGGAAGGCCAGUUCAACAAUCCCUCUGGCACCUACGAUGACGGUUACGGCGUCCCUCCGAGUGGACCUCCGCAAGACCGUUACAACGUGCCACCUCAUGACGGGGAUAUGGAAGGGCACGACAGCUCCAACUAUGGACCCGGUGGAGCCGCAGCCGCACCUCAGCCGACAGGUCCACACCAGGGCUCCGUACUCAUGGUGUACGGAUUGAAUUCGGAGAAGAUGAACGCGGAACGGCUCUUCAACCUUCUCUGCCUCUACGGCAAUGUUGUUAGAGUGAAAUUCUUGAAAAGCAAGGAUGGUUGCGCCAUGGUCCAGAUGGGAGAUCCCUUGGCCGUAGAACGUGCCGUCGGACACUUGAACAAUGCUCUCUUCUUUGGCUCAAAAAUGCAGUUGGGGUACUCCAAGCAGGCAUUCCUGAACGAUGUGCAACAGCCGUUUGAGCUGUCCGACGGAACUCCCUCUUUCAAGGACUUCAUGGGCAACAGAAACAAUCGUUUCACAAACCCGGAGGCAGCCAGCAAGAACCGCAUCCAGCCCCCGUCACGGGUCCUCCACUUUUUCAAUACACCCUUUGGCAUCGGGGAGGAAGAUCUCAAGAAGCUCUUUGAAGAAGCUGGCUGUCCAUUUCCAAACACAAUCAAGAUGUUCACAUCCAAGACGGAACGCAGCAGUUCGGGCCUCCUGGAAUUUGAAUCUGUUUCGGACGCGAUCGAGGCACUCAUCGUCUGCAACCACACCCCUAUCAACAAUCCAAAUGGCAAGUUUCCAUACAUUCUGAAGCUGUGCUUCUCGUCAUCAGGGCCGAGGUACUAGGCCCGCCACACCGCCACCACUCCUCCGAGAGACUUCUGUCGGACGUUGCAUUCAUGUAUAAACACAAAAUAUGUCACGCCACCACAUUACUUAUAUGUAUAUCGUGUACAAAAAAGAAACGGAGAGACGUAAAAAAAAAAAAAAAAACACGGGCAAGAAAUUCUCGGAGCAGACAAACCUCGCGAGGUUCCAUUUUUUGUUUUGAUCAGUUCAUGGUGAUUCUUGGGCCUAGCUCUACGUGAAACGUGUCUGCGAAAUUGUUUGUUUGAUACGCUCGUUGUGUACGAUGCCUGCAUUUGCUCAGGAACGUUGUUCAUCGUCGUCAUUAGGGACGGAAUUCUUCCUCUAGCGGUCGUGUAACUGUGUCUUUUUUGAGAAAUAAGGGGCUGCCCCUGUUUCCUUCUUUGUCUUGUGCGUUAUUCAGGAAGUGGCCUUUUAAAUGGUUCAAAGUAAUAUCGCAGCAACAGUUGUUUUACCUGGGAAGACAUAGUGGAUUUCUUGUUCUCGGCUGUUCUGUCUCUCCUCUGUGGUUUUAAAGCAGACACUUCAUUUUUUGUGUGUAUUGGGUGGUGCCAUGGAAAUAAAAAGUGUGGUCAUA